AUGUACGCCUUCACGGCCUCGCGCUGGCAGGUCGCCACCUACCUGUUCGGCGUCGCCCUGUUCAGCAUCUCCUUCCUGGUCUUCCUCAACAGCACCCUCUCGUUUGUCAUCACCGACCGCAUCGGCCGCAAGCAUGGCGUCGGCGAUGCUGUUGGCACCCUGGGCUUUGCUGACGAGCUGGUUGCUCUCGUCGGCUGUCCGCUGUGGGGCAUGGUCAGCGACCGUGUCGGCGUGGCAAAGGUCGCCGUCGUCGGAUAUGCCAUUGUGGCAUUGAGCCUUUUUCUUUUCGUCCAGGCCUCCAAUGUCUAUCCCCAGCUGCUGCUGGGCCGCCUGCUCUUCGCCCUUGGCGCCUCCGCAACCACCACCAUGGUUACCGCCGUCCUUCCCGCCAUGACACACGUCCUAGACCGCCCCUCGGACGCAGACCCCGCAUCGCCCAGCAGAGAUCCCGACGGGAACAACAUUGCGCCGUCCAUUUCGUCCGAAUUGACAAUCACCCCGGCCCGUCUCAACCCGGCCUCCUCACAUCCCUCCAUUCGCAGCACGCCCGGGAACUCCGCCGCGUCCACCUCCAACUUGGCAGGCCUUGUCGGAAUGUUCACCGGCCUUGGUGCGCUACUCGCCCUAGGUGUGUUUUUGCCGCUGCCCGCCCGCUUUCAGAAGAGCGGCGUUGCGCCCAGCGAAGCCGUCGAAUACUCGUUCUACGUCGUCGGGUCUGUGGCCUUCGUGGUCGCCUUUGCUUGCAUGAUCGGCCUGCGGCAUCUCCCUGGCGAAGAGGACAAGAGCUGGCGCGGCCUUUUCACGGUGAAGCAGAAGGACGACUCAACUUCCGCGCCGAUACUCCCGUAUCCGCGACUGCUACUAGAAUCCCUAACUCUUGGCCUGAGUGAUGCCAAUAUCGGUCUGGGCUAUUUGGGAGGGUUUGUUGCACGUGCAUCCUCUGUCGCCAUCUCGUUGUUCAUUCCGCUGUUCGCCAAUGCCUACUUCAUUGAGCAUGGCGACUGCAAGCCCGGAGAUGGGAAGACUUCCGACGACGUGAAGAGGAAUUGCCGGCGAGCUUACCUCGUCGCCUCUGCAUUGACUGGCACUUCACAGUUGAUAGCCCUCCUCUGUGCGCCUGUGUUUGGCUACUUGGCCGGCCGAUACAAGAGGUACCACCAGCCAUUGAUACUCGCAACUCUCUCGGGUGUUGCGGGCUACAUAGCUCUCGGCCUCCUCAAGAGUCCAGAUCCUCAGUCCGAGGACGGCAGUGCUGGCGUCUUCUUCAUAGUCGCGCUCCUCGGCAUCAGUCAGAUCGGUGCAAUCGUAUGCAGCCUUGGGCUGCUCGGCCGCGGCAUCCAAGGCGACGAGGAGGACUUGGAUGACGAUGCCGCCACGGACGAAAACGAGCGUCCCUCCGGCGGCUUCGACAUCAGCACGCACAUCCAGGGCGCACCCCCCAGCGGCUUCCGACACGCGGCUCACCACCUCGACCCCGACGUAACACCCGUGCCUUCUCCCAACGUCGCCUCGCCGCGCGACCCCUUACUCGGCGGCGGCGGCACCUCCGCCACAUCGACCCCCCCGCGCCGUCACCUCGGGACCCGCAACAGCAGCGGCGGCAGCAGCAGCAACAACAGCAACGGAGCUCCUUCCGGCGGCGGACACGGCUACUACUCCGAAUCCUCACCGCUACUCCCCUCGCACUUCCGCCGUCUGCCGCCGUCCCGCAACCGUUCGUCCAACCGCGCUCACCUAAAAGGCUCCAUCGCCGGCGUGUACAGCCUGGCCGGCGGCGCGGGCAUCUUGAUCCUAACCAAGCUAGGCGGUCUCAUGUUCGACCGCAUCGACCCCGGCGCGCCGUUCUUCGUCAUGGCCGCGUUCAACGUCAUACUUCUGGCGGCGGUCGUGGCGAGUGCCACUAGGAGAGUCGUUAAGGGGUGGAGGACGAGGAUUGUCAUGCCGUGA
Molecule: messenger RNA, 1947 nt
Organism: Diplodia corticola
Lineage: Eukaryota; Fungi; Ascomycota; Dothideomycetes; Botryosphaeriales; Botryosphaeriaceae
Product: mfs transporter
Exons: 2
Coding region: 1-1947 (648 amino acids)
Biological process (GO): transmembrane transport
Molecular function (GO): transmembrane transporter activity
Source: RefSeq, a predicted model, not a curated record